GCGGUAAACAUGGUUUUCUGAAAUAGCAGCGCUUCCGUGAAAGUUUCUUGUUUUUAAGUAAAAGUUGUUAUUGAAUUCCAUUCCUCGCCUCGUCGCGCACCAACAAAAAAGUCGACGUACGAACACAACACGUUUUUGUAUCGAAGUUGGACUUCUGGCCUGUUGGCGACGAAGUAGUUGACGAGUGUUUCUUUCGGAAAAUUGCGCGCUGCUGCUGCUUACCACAAAUAAGGCCGUUUAAAUUCUAAGUCUCAAAGUUUCAAAAACAAAAAAUAUGUAAAACAGAAAAUUUCAAAAUUGAAGACGUAAAAGAGUUAAGGAAAGAAUGUAGUUGCAAAAACCAAAAUAAAUAUAAAAUAACGAAUUUAAUUCAUGUAAACACCAAUUAUAAAAGCAAUAUUGAACACACGGAGAAAGCAAAACAGCAAAUCAGUGCAUUUGAAGCAAAUCUAAAUUCUACAAAGUAAUAAAAAAUAAAAAGUGCGCCACAGUAUAUUCUGAAAGUGCAAAAUAAUCGCUUCGCUCGCCUUAGCCACCAAGGAUUACGGUUUGCGCGUUUGACUUAAGCGAUUACAUUAAACAAAUAAGAAAAACCAAACAGUUGAAAAGUUGAAUCUGCCUGUGACUUUAGAGAAAAUAUACUUCAAGCAUAGAAAAAGAAUGUUUUUCAAAAGAUAAUACAUCACACAAAGAUAGUCGUGUGCCAUGUUGCAAAUAUGCCAUGUGCAGUUACCAAGUGUUUGCCACAAAAUGUGUUAAGUGCAAAAAACGCAAAUAAUUAAAAUCAAAUAUAAAUCACAAAUCAAACUAAUAAAAUCACAAUCCAGUAUUUAACGAAACAGCAGCUGUACGAGUGGCUACUCAGUCCUCAAAGCAUCAGCCAGCACAGCUACAAAUUGUUCUUCACACUUGCAACAAAUCAACUUAUACAUUACCACAAUGCGUUCCUCCAGCACAUCCGCAUCAGUUGCGGCGGCGACAGGCAUGCGCCGCUCACUCUGCCGCCAGCUCCUGUUCCUGUUCGUCAUCAUCAACAGUCUCACCAGCAGCUACACGCACGCCCAGCAAUGCUCCUGGGAGUUCGUGCGCACCACGCUCGACAUCAAGUGUAAUUUGCGCGCUAUCGAGCCGCUGGCUCCGCUCGAUCUGCAAGUCGCCGAAACUGCCAAUAGGCUAGAAAUCCAGUGCUCCGCCGAUCUACUUUACGCCAGCGAACUGCCGGCGAAUGCCUUUGCGCGUCUGCAAAAGCUCGCCGAAUUGCAAGUGGAUGCGUGUAAAAUGCAACGCAUCGCUGCCAAUGCUUUUGAUGGGCUCAUGUCGUUGAAGCGUCUCACGGUACAGACACAUAAUUCUGUCUGGGGACCAGGCAAAUCGCUUGAAAUAUUGUCUGGCUCGUUUGCCGGUCUGCGCGAGUUGAACGAGCUGAAUUUGAGCGACAACAAUAUACGCCAACUGCCCGAGGGUGUUUGGUGCACCAUGCAGAAUUUGCAAGUGUUAAAUUUGACGGCAAAUCGUAUACGUUCGGCCGAGAAUUUGGGCUUGUCGGAGAAGAUGUGCACUCUGAAUGGCGCCAGUGGUGGCGCCGAAUUGCAAGUCUUGGAUGUAUCGCACAAUGAGUUGCGUGCCCUGCCCGAUGUGUGGGGUGCGUCGCGUUUACGCCGCCUGCAGCAAUUGAAUUUGCAACAUAACAACAUUAGCACGUUCGCACCGAAUGCGUUGGCCGGUCUGAGUUCAUUGCGCAUACUGAAUUUGUCGUACAACCAUUUGGAGACUUUGCCCGCCGAUGCGUUCGCCGGCAAUAAGGAGUUGCGCGAGAUACAUCUGCAAGGGAAUGAAUUGUAUGAUUUGCCCAAGGGCUUGCUGCAUCGGCUGGAGCAGCUGCUUGUGCUGGACUUGAGUGCCAAUCAGUUAACAAGCCAUCACAUUGACAACAACACAUUCGCUGGACUUAUACGCUUGGUCGUGCUGAAUCUAUCCAAUAAUGCGCUGACACGCGUGGGCGCCAAGACCUUCAAGGAGCUGUAUUUCUUGCAAAUACUCGACAUGCGCAAUAACUCCAUUGGAAUCAUUGAAGAGGGUGCCUUCCUGCCGCUGUACAACUUGCACACGCUGAAUCUCGCUGAAAAUCGCUUACAUACCUUGGACAAUAAGAUCUUCAAUGGACUGUUUGUGCUGACAAAGCUGACACUUAACAAUAAUCUGGUUAGCAUUGUCGAGACACAAGCAUUUCGCAACUGCUCCGAUCUGAAAGAACUGGAUCUCAGCUCAAAUCAGCUGGUCGAAGUGCCCGAGGCUGUGCAAGACUUAACGAUGCUAAAAACACUGGAUUUGGGCGAAAAUCAAAUCUCCGACUUCAAAAAUGGCACAUUCAAGAAUUUGAGCCAACUGACUGGCCUGCGUUUAAUUGAUAAUCGCAUUGGCAACAUCACCCAAGGCAUGUUCACCGAUCUGCCGCGCUUGACCGUACUAAAUCUGGCUAAGAAUCGCAUUCAAACCAUCGAGCGCGGAUCCUUCGACAAGAACAAUGAAAUCGAAGCUAUUCGUCUCGACAAGAACUUUCUUACCGACAUCAACGGCAUCUUCGCCACACUUGCCUCUUUGUUGUGGCUGAAUCUUUCGGAAAAUCAUCUGGUGUGGUUCGAUUAUGCCUUCAUACCGUCAAAUCUCAAAUGGCUCGACAUUCACGGCAACUACAUUGAAGCGCUAGGCAACUAUUAUAAACUGCAAGAAGAAAUUCGCGUUACUACACUCGAUGCCAGCCAUAAUCGCAUCACCGAAAUUGGCGCCAUGUCAGUGCCGAAUUCGAUUGAGCUACUCUUCAUUAACAACAAUAUUAUUAACCAGAUACAAGCCAACACAUUCGUAGACAAGACACGCUUAGCACGCGUGGAUCUCUAUGCUAACGUGCUUUCGAAGAUCACACUGAAUUCGUUACGCGUCGCUCCAGUGUCCAUCGAUAAGCCAGUGCCUGAGUUCUACCUGGGCGGCAAUCCCUUCGAGUGCGACUGCUCAAUGGAAUGGCUGCAGCGCAUUAACAACCUUACCACCCGCCAGCAUCCACGCAUUGUCGAUCUGGGCAACAUUGAAUGUUUGAUGCCGCACAGUCGGAAUGCGCCCAUACGUCAACUGUCGGCGUUGAGCAGCAGCGACUUUGUCUGCAAAUACGACUCCCACUGUCCGGCGACGUGCCACUGCUGUGAUUUCGAACAAUGUGACUGCGAAAUGGUUUGCCCUGACAAUUGUACCUGUUUCCGUGACGCUACCUGGUCGACAAACAUUGUGGACUGCGGGAAACAAAAUCGCAUUAAUCUACCCGCGCGCAUACCUUUCGACGUCACCGACCUCUACUUGGAUGGCAACAACUUGCCAGUGCUGGACGCUCAGGUGUUUGCCGGCAAACGAAAUUUACGUGCGCUCUACCUGAAUGCCUCAAAUGUAAUGUCCGUGCAGAAUGGCACCUUCGAUGAGCUGAACAUGGUGCGCACACUACAUUUGGAGAAUAACAAAUUGCAAGCGCUUGAGGGAUACGAGUUCCGUCAACUGUCACUGUUGCGCGAGCUGUAUUUGCACAACAAUCUCUUGACCCACAUCUCGAAUAGCACAUUCGCGCCGCUAGUGUCGCUAAAGGUGUUGCGCCUCGAUAAUAAUCGCAUGACGGCCAUGCCAAUUGCGCAGCUGGCUAAUUUGCAAUACCGUAACAACUUGCAGGGUCUGACAAUUGGACGCAAUGCGUGGUCAUGUCGUUGCCAAUUUUUGCAGGAGUUGGCGCAAUUCGUGUCGGACAACGCGAUAGUGAUACGUGACGCACAGGAUAUAUACUGUGUGGAUGCGGGUGUAAAGCGCGAACUCGAUUUGCUCACUUCGGGUGGCGUUGAUUGCAGUGAGCUGCUGGAAAGUGCCAGUAAUAUGGCUUCACAAGACAUCUCAGGCGGCUACGUGCCACUACUCGCUGCUGUGCUGGUGCUAAUCUUUCUGAUUGUCGUGCUGAUCAUUGUUUUCGUCUUCCGCGAGUCUGUGCGCGUCUGGCUUUUUGCGCACUAUGGCGUACGCGUGUGCGAACCACGUUUCGAGGACGCCGGCAAACUGUAUGAUGCGAUUAUUUUGCAUUCCGCCAAAGAUUAUGAAUUUGUUUGUCGCAACAUCGCCGCUGAAUUGGAGCAUGGACGACCGCCAUUCCGGCUUUGCAUACAACAACGCGAUCUGCCACCAGAAGCAAGCCACCUGCAAAUCGUCGAAGCUGCGCGCGCUUCACGCAAAAUUAUAUUGGUGCUCACACGUAAUCUGCUAUCGACCGAAUGGAAUCGCCUCGAAUUCCGCAAUGCAUUCCAUGAGGCACUGCGUGGACUCGCACAAAAGCUAGUGAUCAUCGAGGAGACAAAUGUGUCUACCGAGGCCGAAGAGGUGCCCGAGUUGGCACCGUACCUGAAAUCAGUUCCAUCGAAUCGGCUGCUGACCUGUGAUCGCUACUUCUGGGAGAAACUACGCUAUGCCAUACCAAUUGAGCUGUCACCACGCGGUAACAACUACACAUUGGAUCAUCACGAACGUUUCAAGCAACCCGUUUCGCCAGGUGUAAUCUUCCGUCAAGCGCCACCGCCACCCGCCUAUUACCAAGAAGAUAUGGAAGCUAACUAUUCAUCGGCCACCACGGCCACACCUUCGCCACGCCCCAGCCGCCACGGUGCGCGCAUUGUCGAUGCGAUUCCCAUGCGUCCGCCAUCCGAACACAUCUACCAUAGCAUUGAGUCCGAGUACAGCGCUUAUGACCCGCAGGAAGCGCUCUCCAUGAUACCGAAUGGCGGCAGUGCGGCCACAUUCAUGCAACACCAUCCCCAUCAGCCACAUCAUCCCUUGCAACACGGGCAACAACAACAACUACUCGCACCCAAUAGCUACCGCGUGCACCACCAUUCGCAGAACAACCCUCGCGCCAGUGCGGCCAGCCAUCAUGCGAUGGUCAUGCAACUACAACAGCAACAACAGUGGCGGCCAUCGAUGGGUGUGACGCAAGCUCCGCCAGUGAAUUUAUUGUCCGGCGCGACGACGACCAAUCAGCAACAAGUCGCAACAGCCCCAAUACAUUUGCGCACAGGCAGCAAUUUGAGUCAGGCGAGCACGAGCACACAAUCAACAUCCGCGGCUGCGCAAACGCCCCAACCGCAAGCAUCGACUUCCGCUGCGGCUGCGGCGGCGGCAGCUGCAGCUGCCAAGGCGGACAAUGGCGGCGGCUCAGGUGCGACAAUUGCAACGGAGGGCAAUGCCAAUAUGGCAGGGAGCUCAAGCGCGGCGAAUAAGAACAAUGGACAGGCGUUUUUGGUAUAAUGAAAGCCACAAAAGCAACAGCAACAGCAAAAACAAAAGCAGCAACACAACAAACAACAGGAACUGCGUAUGCCGCAACAACAGCAAUUGCAAAGCUCAAGCAGAAGGGGCAACAAAGUUGAUGAGCUAGUUGUUGUUGUUGAACGUUUAACGUGAGUUGAAUGCGCUUGCCGCAGUUGAAGUGCUAUUGUCGCUGCUGUUGUUGCUGCACGCUUUGUUUGCCUGCCACAGUCACAGCCAC
This is a messenger RNA of Anastrepha obliqua, 5563 nucleotides long. It is a transcript of the gene 18w, whose product is annotated as toll-like receptor 7. The record is from RefSeq and is a predicted model, not a curated record. Bases 940 to 5322 code for a protein of 1460 amino acids. Gene Ontology annotation, biological process: signal transduction. Lineage: Eukaryota; Metazoa; Arthropoda; Insecta; Diptera; Tephritidae. The transcript has a single exon. Gene Ontology annotation, molecular function: protein binding.